UGCGGGCGCCGCCGCCUUCCCGUACCGACGCGGCGGCGGACCCGGGGCCGGGACAGCCGGCGCGGCGCCCCGCGACAUGGUGAUAGGCUGUACACUGGGCUCCCGCAGCCGGGACCGAGCCGCGCCGCCCCCCUACCCGGCGGCGGGCGGGCGGCGCGGCGGGGCGGCAGUGCUGGCGUUGGCUGUGCUGGUGUUGGCGGUGCUGUCUGCCCUCUGCUACCGCAAUUCCUUGUGGGGCGAGUUCGUGCACGACGACGUCUGGGCCAUCGUGAACAACCCCGAUGUGCGGGCGGCAACCCCAGUGGCGGCCGCCUUCGCCAACGACUUCUGGGGCAAGCGGAUGGCCGAGAACACGAGCCACAAGUCCUACCGGCCCCUCUGCGUCCUCACCUUCAAGUUGAACGUAUUGCUGGCUGGUAUGAACCCCUUCUAUUUCCAUGCAGUGAAUGUAAUUUUACACUGCCUAGUGACUCUUGUGCUGAUGUACACUUGUGACAAAGCUGUCUUCAAGGACUGUCGACUUGCUUUUGUCACAGCACUCUUCUUUGCUGUGCAUCCCAUUCAUACUGAGGCUGUUACAGGUAUAGUAGGCAGAGCAGAUGUCCUAGCCUGUCUACUCUUUCUGUUGGCUUUUCUCUCCUAUAAUAGGAGUGUGGAUCAGCUUUAUGUUGGGGAACAUUUCCCUCCUACUGCCUCUCCCUUCUUUUUGCUGCUCAGUUUAUUUCUCGGGACAUGUGCAAUGCUGGUGAAAGAAACUGGAGUCACUGUGUUUGGUGUUUGCUUGGUUUAUGACUUCUUUUCCCUCUCCUGCAAUGGAAUCAAACCCUACCUGAGUGCAUAUAACAACCAGAAUUUCUUAUAUAUUGCAAGGCCUUUUAUGAAGAGAGCUGCUUUGGUGAUAAGCUACGUGAUUCUUGUGUUGUAUUUCCGCCUGUGGAUAAUGGGGGGAUCCAUGCCGAUGUUUUCAGAGCAGGACAACCCAGCCUCAUUCUCACCAUACUUCCUGACGAGGUUUCUAACUUAUUCCUAUCUUCUGGCCUUCAAUGUGUGGCUUCUGCUGGCACCGAUCACUCUGUGCUAUGACUGGCAGGUUGGCAGCAUCCCUUUGAUCGAGUCCAUCUGGGAUGUGAGGAACUUAGCCACAGUGUCCCUGGUGCUGGUGAUGACAUUACUCAGCCUACACUGCAUAGCUGCAUUCAAGAAACUGGAACACAAAGAAGUUUUGGUUGGCUUGUUGUUCCUGGUUUUCCCAUUCAUCCCAGCCAGCAACCUGUUCUUCAGGGUGGGAUUUGUGGUGGCAGAGCGAGUCCUUUACAUGCCGAGCAUGGGGUACUGCAUUCUUUUUGUCCAUGGUCUCAAAAAAUUGUCUACAUGGUUCAAUAAGUGGAGAAUUACUGUUCCGACCCUCUUUGCUUUACUGCUGCUGCUCUUUUCCUGGAAGACCGUGAGACAGAAUGAAAUCUGGCUGUCACGAGAGUCCCUUUUCAGCUCAGGAGUGAAGACUCUGCCCCACAAUGCCAAGGUGCACUACAACUACGCCAAUUUUCUGAAGGACCAGGGCCGUAAUGUUGAGGCAAUCUACCACUACAAAACUGCUCUCAAGCUGUACCCUCGUCAUGCAAGUGCCCUCAACAACCUGGGGACGUUGACCAAAGAUGUGGUGGAGGCAAAGGACUACUACAGACAGGCCCUGCAGUUAAACCCUCAGCACAACCGUGCACUCUUCAACCUCGGUAAUCUGCUCAAAUCUCAAGGGAAGAAGGAGGAAGCUAUCAUCUUACUGCGAGACUCCAUUAAGUAUGGCCCAGAGUUUGCAGAUGCUUACUCAAGCCUGGCCUCACUGCUGGCUGAACAGGAACAACUGAAGGAAGCAGAGGAGGUCUACAAGGCUGGCAUAGAGAACUGUCCAGAGAGCUCUGAUCUGCAUAACAACUAUGGUGUUUUCUUGGUUGAUAUUGGGGCUCCCGAGCGAGCCAUGUCUCACUACAAGCAGGCCAUCCGCCUGAGCCCUGCUCACCACGUGGCCAUGGUGAACCUGGGCAGGCUUUACCGCUCCCUGGGGCAGAACAAGGAGGCUGAAGCAUGGUAUAAGAGGGCGCUGAAGGUGUCGCGGAAGGCUGAGAUCCUGUCCGCGCUGGGGGCUCUGUAUUACAACACCGCGCGCUAUGAAGAGGCCUUGCAGGUUUACAGGGAGGCAGCAGCCCUGCAGCCUUCCAACAGAGAGAUCCGACUGGCUCUGGCACAGGUUUUAGCAGUUAUGGGGCAGACAAAGGAGGCUGAGAAGAUGACAAACCAUAUCCUCAGCGAGGACCUGGAGUGCCUGGAGUGCUACCGCCUCCUGGCAGCCAUCUACAGCAAGGAGGAGCACUAUGGCAAGAGCUCAGCCUUGAUUUUACACUCCCUCUCUGCAGAGACACAUCACAUGCCAUAA
Molecule: messenger RNA, 2431 nt
Organism: Dryobates pubescens (Downy woodpecker)
Lineage: Eukaryota; Metazoa; Chordata; Aves; Piciformes; Picidae
Gene: TMTC1
Product: transmembrane O-mannosyltransferase targeting cadherins 1
Exons: 17
Coding region: 77-2431 (784 amino acids)
Biological process (GO): protein O-linked glycosylation via mannose
Molecular function (GO): mannosyltransferase activity; protein binding
Source: RefSeq, a predicted model, not a curated record